This is a messenger RNA of Fusarium tjaetaba, 1065 nucleotides long. RefSeq lists its product as uncharacterized. NCBI's taxonomy places the organism in Eukaryota, Fungi, Ascomycota, Sordariomycetes, Hypocreales, Nectriaceae. The coding region runs from base 1 to 1065 and encodes 354 amino acids. The record is from RefSeq and is a predicted model, not a curated record. The transcript has 2 exons.
AUGAACAGCCGACCAAUGAGCUCAGGCAUGCCUCAACAUCAGAUGGCUCAGGCCCCUGCUCCUUAUAUCCCAUCUCGGGAUUCCAUGGACCGCCACGACUACGGAAUUUCAAAGAACCGUAAGGCUUCGUCGACUGGCGGUGGACGUGCUUGGAGCGACGAGGAGGAGUCAUAUCUCAUCCAAACUCGUCUCCAGAAGAUGCCAUAUAAAUACAUUGCAGCCCACCUCAAGAAGACAGAGUUGGCUUGCCGUCUUCACUACCAUCAGCUCUCUCAUGGCAGCAACCGACGCAACAAGCGUGCUGCCUCAGUCUCAUCGGGUGCCUCCAACGACAUCCCCCAGACUCACCAUGUGAACGUCCCCAGCCCUGCACGAGAGACUGUCUCUCGCUCAGUUUCUCCUGGCGGAAGUGUACGAAGUUAUAGCCCUCCUCCCUGCAACGUCAACACUGCCAGCCACAUUCAACUCCCCAGCAUCGUUGGGCCUAGCGAUGUCACUCGCCUACCGUCCAUCCUCCCAAAACCAUCUCGCAUGUCCCUCCCACCUCCUGUCACCAACCAGUCAUAUACGACGACGAUGGACGCCCCUGUUCAGAUGCCACAUGCUGCCUACCACCAGCGCGCAGCUUCGCUUCAGCGAACAACACCUCCUCUGCGUCUUGACUGCUCAGUUGUGCCUGCUCCUGGACCCGCAUCUUCACCUCCUGCACACAACGCCUCGCAUGUCGAUCUUUCACGCCUCCAUUCCAUCUACUCAACCUACCGCGCGUCUUUCUGGACAACCAUCGCCAACGAGUAUGGUCCUUCAGUGUCUCCCACUGUUCUCGAGCAGGCCUGGAAGACUGGCACUUGCUGCAGCCCUUCUUCUCUGACACCAAUCACCCCCAUCUCAAGCCCAGGCCAGGCCGAGAAGGAUGCACAGAGCCAGUCCAACAGCAAGGGACAGGACAAGACACGGAUCUCUUCGAUCCUUGGGAUCGACGCCGACCCACGAACCGCUCGCGAUCGGGAUAUCGUGAGACGGCUGGAAGAGGAGCGAUUCGGUAUGAUGCAAACCGCUCACUGA